Clarias gariepinus (North African catfish) is the source of this 2122-nucleotide messenger RNA. RefSeq names its product E3 ubiquitin-protein ligase TRIM39-like. The transcript is spliced from 7 exons. The coding region runs from base 115 to 1761 and encodes 548 amino acids. Gene Ontology annotation, biological process: protein ubiquitination. NCBI's taxonomy places the organism in Eukaryota, Metazoa, Chordata, Actinopteri, Siluriformes, Clariidae. Gene Ontology annotation, molecular function: ubiquitin-protein transferase activity; zinc ion binding; protein binding. The record is from RefSeq and is a predicted model, not a curated record.
GCUUAUCUAGCGGACACACUUGUAAGUCUGUGCACAAUUUUUCUCUUGAUUAAACUGUUUAUCAGGAGCAAGAAUCUUCGACACCACAACCAAAACAAAGGCAUAAGGAGAAGCAUGGAGAGACCAGAUUAUUUUUCUCGUGACUCCAGCAAUCUACUGUCUGAGGAGCAGCUUCUUUGUUCAAUCUGUCUGGAUGUGUUCACUGACCCAGUAACCACUCCAUGUGGACACAACUUCUGCAAAAGCUGCCUUACACUGUGCUGGGAGAAGACUUAUAACUGUCCAAUAUGUAAAGAGAAAUUCACAAAGAGACCUGAACUGAAGAUUAAUACAACACUGAGAGAGGUUGCAGAUCAUUUCAAGAAAAAAAAUGGUCAUGACAAAUCAGCGGUUCUUUGUGAUGCGUGCAGCGAAGAGAAGCAAAAGGCACUGAAAUCCUGUCUGGAUUGUUGUGCAACAUUGUGUAAAACUCAUCUAGAGCCUCACAAUAAUAUUCCAACGUUUAAGAAACACAAACUAAUAAAUCCUGUGGAGAACCUGAAUGACUACAUAUGCCAGAAACACAAAAGACCUUUGGAGGUGUUCUGUAAAGAUGAUCAGACAUGUGUGUGUCUAUUCUGCACUGAGACAGACCACAAGAAUCACAACACUGUUCCUAUAGAGAAGGAGAGUGGAGAGAGGAAGAUUCAGCUGGGGCAAACACAGACAGAUGUGCAGCGAAUGAUUCAGGACCGACUGAAGAAGAUUCAAGAGAUCAGACACUCAGUAGACCUUGGCAAAAGAAGCACAGAGAAGGAGAAAGCAGACAGUGCUGAACUUUUCACUGCUUUGAUUCAAUCUAUUGAGAGAAGUCAGGCUAAGCUGCUCAAGGUGAUGGAGGAGAAGCAGAAAACAGAAGAGAUGCAUGCUGAAGAACUGAUUAAUCAGCUGGAGAAGGAAAUCACUGUGCUACAGACAAGAGACACUGAGCUGGAGAAGCUCUCACACACUGAGGAGCAUCUCCACCUCCUACAGAUUUACUCCUCCGUGUGCCGCCCUCCACAAACCAAGAACUGGACUGAGAUCAGUAUUACCACUGAUUUGAGUGGGGACACUGUGAGGACAGCUCUGUCUCAGCUUCAGCAGACUCUGAAUAAGAAACUUACUGAUGCACUUGAUGGCAAGUCAAAGGAAGCAAUUUUGACAGAACUGAAGAGGAUUCAGCAGUAUGCAGUCGCUGUGACUCUGGAUCCUGAUACAGCAAAUCCUUAUCUCAUCCUGUCUCAUAAUUUAAAGCAAGUGACAGAUGGAGACAAACGGCAGGAUCUCCCAGAUACGCCAGAAAGGUUUAAUAAAUGUGUCAAUGUUCUGGGAAAGCAAAGUUUCUCCUCAGGGAAAUUUUAUUAUGAGGUAGAGGUCAGAGGGAAAACUAAGUGGGAUAUCGGAGUGGCCAAAGAGUCCUUUAAUAGAAAAGGGCCAAUUACACUGACUCCUCAGAAUGGACUGUGGACUUUGGUGCUAAGGAAUGAGAAUGAGUAUAAGGCUUGUGCUGAUCCUGAUGUCCUUCUCACACUGAAAGAGAAGGUGGAGAAAGUGGGGGUGUUUGUGGAUUAUGAGGAGGGUCUGGUCUCCUUUUAUGAUGUAAAGGCCAGAUCACAUAUCUACUCUUUCACUGCUCAGUCUUUCACAGAGACACUUUAUCCGUUCUUUUGUCCUGGCUUCAAUGAAGGAGGAACAAACUCAGCACCACUGAUCAUUACUGAUGUAACUGGGACUGAAUAAAUGAAAUGAAAUGAAAACCACCCAUAUCCACGUUUUUUAAAACGCAUUAAUAAAACAAAUAAUAAUACUACUAUACAAAAUGUAUUCAUUUAUUGCUUUACUGCUAUUGAGAGAUAUUAUUUGAGAUAUAAAAAUUAUCAAUGUAUCAGAGAUUAUCAUUCUUUAUUAAAUGCAUGUGCAGUAAAUAAUCCUACCUAACUAAAAAAAAAAUAUUUUUAACAGCAGAUGAUUCUGGUGGUUAUUUUUUAGUGAUUACAUAAUAUUGCAUAAACUUUUGCUGUAAUAGUCAGACGUGAAAUGUGAAAUCUGUACUGUAAUUAUGCAUAUCCAAUAAAUUAAAAUACUAAUACAUGUAUAACAA